AUGGGAGGCUCAUUAUCACGUCUAUGGUCGUUGAUCUGGACCAAGAAGGAGAUUCGGAUCCUAAUCCUGGGACUUGAUAAUGCUGGAAAAACGACCCUGCUGUACAGACUUAAGAUCGGUGAAGUCGUCACAACGAUACCUACCAUUGGAUUCAAUGUCGAGUCGGUCUCAUAUCGCAACCUGAACUUCAAUGUCUGGGAUCUCGGUGGUCAAACAUCCAUUCGCCCGUAUUGGCGCUGUUACUAUGCCAACACCGCGGCCGUGAUUUUCGUCAUCGACUCCACAGAUAUCGAGCGUCUGGGUACUGCAGCAGAUGAACUGGCUGCCAUGCUGAACGAGGAGGAGCUACGUGAUGCGGCACUAUUGGUGUUUGCCAACAAACAGGACCAGCCUGGGGCGAAGGGCGCAGGCGAGAUCUCGGAGGCAUUGAAACUAGGAGAACUCCGAGACCGAAACUGGAGCAUCGUUGCUUGCUCUGCCAUCGACGGCAAGGGUAUUAGCGAGGGCAUGGACUGGCUGGUGCAAACUAUCCAGUCCGAAAACGCAUAA
Penicillium alfredii is the source of this 549-nucleotide messenger RNA. RefSeq names its product ADP-ribosylation factor family protein. Gene Ontology annotation, cellular component: Golgi apparatus; cytoplasm. Gene Ontology annotation, molecular function: GTP binding; GTPase activity. Gene Ontology annotation, biological process: intracellular protein transport; vesicle-mediated transport. The record is from RefSeq and is a predicted model, not a curated record. The coding region runs from base 1 to 549 and encodes 182 amino acids. The transcript has 5 exons. Lineage: Eukaryota; Fungi; Ascomycota; Eurotiomycetes; Eurotiales; Aspergillaceae.